GUUCUGGAAGGCUUUGGAGCAGAGGACUUCAAAUCUCUGACCGCGGUUCUGAAGGCGAAGUCCUGGUUCAACCUGCUCGCAGCAGUGUUGGACCCUUUCAAUUUUCAUGGAGGAUAUCGACAUUAUCGGCAAGCGCGACGAAACUCUUCCAGCUUUGUUUGUGCAGAAAUCCAUCGGAAGCCGUGCUAGCCUUGUUCUACUCUUUGGAGAUGCCUUUGAUGCGCGGGCACAGAUCUCGAGCGAAGCAUCGGCAAGCCGGGAUAUGUCAAAGCAGUGGGUCGGAUUUGGCAUUGGAAGCGCCGGGUGGGCGGUCGCACGAGGGAGAUGACGAUCAAGCAGAUUCGGCUGUACAUGGAGCAGCCAGAGCCCCGCAACAUAAUCACCGGAGAGGCACUCGGAUUUUAUGCAAUCGCUGA
Molecule: messenger RNA, 416 nt
Organism: Symbiodinium necroappetens
Lineage: Eukaryota; Dinophyceae; Suessiales; Symbiodiniaceae
Source: the annotation of a GenBank genome assembly